AUGAUGGGCAAAGGCUGGAAGAUGAAGGAGGAGAGGAAGGGAAAAUGGGGCUUUCCUAGCCCCAUCUCUGUUCCGCACUAUGGGAUGCAGAGCACAAGCGAGGAGAGGUUGACAGGACAGGAGAGAGAAAGGUCAGAUCCGGACUUUGCAGACUUGGGAGUACCCCCACCGCUGCCCUCCUGUCAGUAUGACAUGGUUGGUCCAGAAGGUAUCGUUGAGUCCCUUCAGAUCACCAGAGACGGGAAGGCUGGCGCCGCCGAGGCCGUCGACUGUAAAUGGUACAUCCGUGCUCCGCCGCGCUCCAAGAUAUACCUGCGUUUUCUCGACUAUGAGAUGGCCAAUUCCAAUGAAUGCAAGCGCAACUUUGUGGCAGUAUAUGAUGGUGGCAGUUCAGUGGAAGACCUGAAGAGCAAGUUCUGCUCCACGGUGGCCAACGACAUCAUGCUGGUUUCGACGCUGGGCGUCAUCCGCAUGUGGGCAGAUGAAGCCAGCCGCAAAAGCCGCUUCCGCAUCUUAUUCACAACCUACCAAGAACGUAAGAGGCAACAGAUAUCUACCCUCGCACACAUGUGCUGUUUAUCAUAAAGAGG
Molecule: messenger RNA, 590 nt
Organism: Micropterus salmoides (largemouth bass)
Lineage: Eukaryota; Metazoa; Chordata; Actinopteri; Centrarchiformes; Centrarchidae
Product: neuropilin and tolloid-like protein 1
Exons: 6
Coding region: 1-585 (194 amino acids)
Source: RefSeq, a predicted model, not a curated record